UGUCAGGUCCUACUGUCUGUCUCUUUCCAGGCAUUUCAUACCUCCAAGAUUCAGGUCUGCUUUUCCAUCUCUUGCCUCUGCCAGCAGAGCCUAUUACCAGCUGUCUGAGCUGCAGAACAGUAAUACACAUCUUCUGACUGCCAUGAGGAAAAUGCACUCCCUCGUUCUCUUUGUAGUGGGCUCCUUUUGUCUGCACGCAAGCAUGGCAGCAGAUGCUGAAGAAAAACUAAUGAACCACCUACUGAGUCCUGACAGAUACAAUAAGUUAAUUCGACCAGCUGUCAACUCCUCCCAGUUGGUAUCCAUAGAACUGCAGGUUUCCCUGGCACAGCUCAUCAGUGUGAAUGAACGGGAGCAGAUCAUGACUACGAACGUCUGGCUGAACCAGGAGUGGAUUGAUUAUCGGCUGGCUUGGAAGCCCUCUGACUACGAAGGAAUAAAUAAACUGAGAAUACCUGCAAAACACAUCUGGUUGCCAGACAUUGUGCUUUACAAUAACGCGGACGGGACGUACGAGGUCUCGCUGUACACAAAUGCCAUUGUAAAGAACAAUGGAAGCAUUCUCUGGUUGCCACCAGCCAUUUACAAGAGUGCCUGCAAGAUUGAGGUGAAGCAUUUCCCAUUUGACCAGCAGAACUGCACCCUGAAGUUCCGGUCCUGGACAUACGACCACACAGAAAUUGAUAUGGUGCUUAAGACUUCCAUGGCAAGCAUGGACGACUUCACGCCAAGCGGAGAGUGGGACAUUGUAGCACUCCCAGGAAGAAGGACUGUAAACCCUCUGGACCCCAAUUAUGUCGAUGUGACAUAUGACUUCAUUAUCAAAAGGAAACCACUUUUUUAUACCAUCAAUCUUAUCAUUCCCUGUGUGCUAAUUACAUCCUUAGCCAUCCUAGUAUUCUACUUGCCUUCAGACUGUGGUGAAAAAAUGACCUUAUGCAUAUCUGUGUUGCUUGCCUUGACUGUGUUCUUGCUGCUGAUCUCCAAAAUUGUCCCUCCGACAUCUCUAGAUGUUCCACUGAUUGGGAAGUAUCUCAUGUUCACAAUGGUGCUGGUGACCUUCUCAAUAGUCACCAGUGUCUGUGUGCUCAAUGUCCACCACAGAUCUCCAAGCACUCACACUAUGCCCCCCUGGGUAAAGCUGGUUUUCCUUGAAAGACUCCCGGCCUAUCUGUUCAUGAAGCGCCCAGAAAAUAAUUCUCCACGGCAAAAGCCAUGCAACUGCAAAAAGACAAAAGCAGAGAAUCCUUGUAUGGAACCAUCUGACUUCUACAAGAACUCUACCUACUUUUUGAAUACAGCUUCUGCCAAAAGAUAUGAUAUGAAAGUCUCUGAGACACUUGACAAUGUCAGCAGUCAUCGAGAUUUUAGGUUAAGAACAGGUGCAAAAUUUUCUCCUGAAGUGCAAGAAGCAAUUGAUGGAGUCAGUUUUAUAGCAGAGCACAUGAAAAGCGAUGACAAUGACCAGAGUGUCAUUGAAGAUUGGAAGUAUGUUGCCAUGGUAGUGGACAGGCUGUUUCUCUGGAUAUUUGUCCUUGUUUGUGUCCUGGGGACUGUUGGAUUGUUUCUGCAACCACUUUUUCAAAACCACACUGCUGCCAUAAACCCUUAGCUAUUCUUUAAAAUUGUCAAUACUUACACAGACAUUUGGUCUCAUUCUGUUCUCAGCUCUCCUUUGUUAACUCCACAGAGGUGCCAAGUGAGUGGCACAUCCCUUAGAGUAGGGAAAAGGAAAGUAGAACUUGACUUACUGGGAUAGGAAAAAAAGCAAAACAAACAGAAUUUUUUUUUCCAGUGAGUCCAGUAGUUCUGGUGAUGUCUUGCCCUUUUUUUCAAUUAUUUGAAGUCUGAACAUUACAGUGAAAGACUUUUACAGUACAAGAUGCCAUCCUGGAAUUAUCAUCAUUAUCAUCAUCAUCAUCAUCCUAUUAUUAUUAUGUAUUUUAAAUA
Messenger RNA from Prinia subflava (tawny-flanked prinia), 1950 nucleotides. RefSeq names its product cholinergic receptor nicotinic beta 4 subunit (gene CHRNB4). The coding region runs from base 143 to 1612 and encodes 489 amino acids. Gene Ontology annotation, biological process: signal transduction; nervous system process; regulation of membrane potential. The record is from RefSeq and is a predicted model, not a curated record. Lineage: Eukaryota; Metazoa; Chordata; Aves; Passeriformes; Cisticolidae. Gene Ontology annotation, cellular component: neuron projection; plasma membrane; postsynaptic membrane. The transcript has 6 exons. Gene Ontology annotation, molecular function: acetylcholine-gated monoatomic cation-selective channel activity; transmembrane signaling receptor activity.